AUGGCUGAAAUUGCUGCCAUCGUGCCCGAUGCUCUGCUCAUCGAAGUCUGCGUCGAUUCUGUGCAGUCCGCCAUCGCCGCAGUCAAGGCUGGGGCAGACAGACUCGAGGUGUGCGGCAACUUGGGCACUGGCGGAGGCAUUACCCCUACUCUAGGCCUGCUCAAAUCCAUUCAGAAUGUCGUCGAGGUCCCUUUGAUUGCAAUGAUCCGUCCCCGCGUCGGUGAUUUUUGCUACUCGCAAGAGGAAUUGGAAGUUAUGCUCGAAGACAUUCGCUUCAUUAAGGAUCUCGUCAAUAUAAGAGGCUUUACUGUGGGAGCGUUGACCAAAGACGGAAGAGUUGAUGUUGAAUGCAUGAAAAUAAUUGUAGACGAAAUCCUACCUCUCGAAGUCUGCUUUCAUAGGGCAUUCGACAUGACUCGAGAUCCUGUGGAAGCCAUGCGCGAUAUUUCCGACAUAGGUGGUAUUUCACGCAUUUUAACCAGUGGUCAUAAAUCGAAAGCACCGGAAGGGCUAUCAACACUGAGGACCCUCUUCAAAGCAAGGAAUGAGCUGGUCGAAGACGACGCUUGGGGAUUAACCAUCAUGCCUGGGUCAGGCGUUAAUGUGAAGACACUGCCGACUUUGCUCCGGGAUUUGCUGCCAUUGGGUGUUCGGGAGAUUCACCUGAGUGGCGGCGAAUGGAAACCAGGCAGCAUGGUCUUUAAAAAGAAAGGCAUGGGGAUGGGUGCCAACCAGGACACUGAAUGGGCAGUGUGGCGCACUCAAGAAGACUCAGUGCGCCACACAAGAGAUGUUGCAGAUUCUAUGUGGGACGAAUACGUCCAUCUGAGUGCGGCGAAUAAGGUGCAUUCGCCGUGA
Molecule: messenger RNA, 858 nt
Organism: Cyclocybe aegerita
Lineage: Eukaryota; Fungi; Basidiomycota; Agaricomycetes; Agaricales; Hemipholiotaceae
Source: the annotation of a GenBank genome assembly